This is a messenger RNA of Vitis riparia (riverbank grape), 4971 nucleotides long. Its product is annotated as disease resistance protein RPV1-like. The coding region runs from base 22 to 4098 and encodes 1358 amino acids. The record is from RefSeq and is a predicted model, not a curated record. Lineage: Eukaryota; Viridiplantae; Streptophyta; Magnoliopsida; Vitales; Vitaceae. Gene Ontology annotation, biological process: defense response; signal transduction. The transcript is spliced from 6 exons. Gene Ontology annotation, molecular function: ADP binding; protein binding.
UCAUCCAGAAACUCUCCAACAAUGGCUUCCUCUGCCCAAAAACCCUCUUCUUCUUCUUCUACUUCGAUCCGUAAAUAUAACUUCGAUGUGUUCUUGAGUUUUAGAGGUGAAGACACCCGCUACAAUUUUACGGAUCAUUUAUUCGUAAAUUUGCGUCGGAUGGGGAUUAACACUUUCAGAGACGAUCGACUUGAAAGAGGAGAGGAGAUCAAAUCAGAACUUUUAAAAACUAUUGAAGAAUCAAGAAUUUCCAUAGUUGUGUUCUCAAAAGACUAUGCGCAUUCCAAGUGGUGUUUGGAUGAGUUAGCGAAGAUCAUGGAGUGCAGGGAAGAAAUGGAACAAAUAGUCUUUCCAGUGUUCUACCAUGUGGAUCCUUCUGAUGUGCGAAAUCAAAAAACAGGGAGCUUCGGAGAAGCACUUUCCAUUCACGAAAGAACGGUAGAUGAGAAAAAGGUGCAAAGGUGGAAGGAUUCCUUGACAAAAGCAAGCAAUCUAAGUGGUUUCCAUGUGAAAGAUGGGUAUGAGUCAAAGCAUAUUAAGGAAAUUGUUAGCAAGAUUUUUAAAAGAUCAAUGAAUUCUACACUGUUGCCCAUUAACGAUGAUAUAGUUGGGAUGGAUUUUUGCCUUAAAAAACUAAAAUCAUUGUUAAGUAGUGACUUGAAUGACAUUAGUGUGGUUGGGAUCUAUGGAACUGGUGGAAUUGGUAAAACUACCAUUGCCAAGAUUGUUUACAAUGAGAUCCAAUAUCAAUUCACUAGUGCUAGCUUUCUUCAAGAUGUUAGAGAGACAUUCAACAAGGGUUGUCAACUUCAACUACAACAACAACUUCUUCAUGAUACAGUGGGGGAUGAUGAAGAGUUUAGAAAUAUCAAUAAAGGAAUCAAUAUAAUAAAGGCCAGACUUAGCUCAAAAAAGGUUCUUAUUGUAAUUGAUGAUGUGGAUCAGUUGCAGCAAUUAGAGCCAAUGGUCGGAAGUCCUAAUUGGUUUGGUCCAGGAAGCACAAUUAUCAUUACAACCAGAAACCAACAUCUGUUGGUUGAGUAUGGAGUGACUAUAUCAUAUAAGGCUACAGGAUUACAUUAUAGGGAAGCUCUUCAACUCUUCAGCCGACAUGCCUUUAAACAAAAUGAUCCUAAAGAAGAUUAUGUGGACCUCUCAAAUUGCAUGGUACAAUAUGCUCAAGGUCUCCCUUUGGCCCUUAAAGUUCUAGGUUCUUCUCUUCGAGGCAUGACAAUAGAUGAAUGGAAAUGUGCAUUGGAUAAAUUUAAAAAAAACCCUAUGAAGGAAAUUAAUGAUGUGCUUAGAAUAAGUUUUGAUGGGCUUGAUCCUUCUCAAAAGGAGGUUUUCCUAGACAUUGCGUGUUUUUUCAAAGGUGAAUGCAAAGAUGUCGUGUUAAGAAUAUUAGAUGGUUGCAAGUUAAAUCCAAUGUGGAACAUAAGAGUUCUAUGUGAUAGAUGUUUGGUAACUAUCUUUGGCAACGUCGUACAAAUGCAUGACUUGAUACAACAGAUGGGUUGGGCAAUUGUUCAUGAAGAAUGUCCCGGGGACCCAAACAAAUGGAGUAGAUUGUGGGAUGUUGAUGAUAUUUAUGAUGCAUUUUCUAGACAUGAGGGGAUGAAAAAUAUUCAAACCAUAUCUUUGGACUUGUCUAGAUCAAAAGAAAUACAGUUCAGUACAAAAGUGUUUGCUAAGAUGAAGAAACUUAGGUUGCUUAAAAUCUAUUGCAAUGAUCAUGGUGGUUUGACAAGAGAGGAGUAUAAAGUGCAUCUUCCUAAAGACUUUGAAUUUCCUCAUAAUUUGAGAUAUCUUCAUUGGCAAAGAUGCACAUUGAGGUCUUUACCUUCAAGGUUCUAUGGAGGGGAGCUUAUUGAAAUCAACUUGAAGUCUAGCAACAUAAAAAGGCUUUGGAAGGGGAAUAAGUGUCUUGGAAAACUAAAGGGCAUUGAUUUAAGUAACUCAAAACAGCUUGUCAAAAUGCCAAAAUUCUCAAGCAUGCCGAAUUUGGAGAGACUGAAUCUUGAAGGUUGUACAAGUUUGCGUGAACUUCAUUCAUCUAUUGGCGAUCUCAAAUGGUUGACUUACUUGAAUUUAAGAGGAUGUGAGCAGCUCCAAAGUUUACCAAAUAGCAUGAAGUUUGAAUCUCUUGAAGUCCUUAAUCUCUCAAAUUGUUCAAACUUUCAAAAAUUUCCUAAGAUCCAUGGGAAUAUGAAAUUUUUGAGGACGCUUCAUCUAUGUGAAAGUGGUAUUAAAGAACUCCCAGACAGCAUUGGGUAUUUGGAAUCUCUUCAAAUUCUUGACCUCUCACAUUGCUCAAAAUUUGAGAAAUUCCCAGAGAUAAGAGGGAAUAUGAAAUGUUUAUACAGGCUUUCUUUAGAUGGGACUGCUAUUAAGGAACUCCCAAAUAGCAUUGGGUCCUUGACCUCUCUCGAAAUUCUUUCUCUUAGCAAAUGUUCAAAGUUUGAGAAAUUUUCAGAUGUAUUUACCAAUAUGAGACAUUUAUGGAAUCUAAAUUUAUGUGAAAGUGGUAUUAAGGAACUCCCAGGCAGCAUUGGAUGUUUGGAAUCUCUUAGAGAACUUGACCUCUCAAAUUGCUCAAACUUUGAGAAAUUUUCAGAGAUCCAAUGGAAUAUGAAAUUCUUGAGGGGGCUUUAUUUACAGCACACCGCUAUUAAGGAACUCCCAAAUAGCAUUGGGUGCUUGCAGGACCUCGUAACUCUUGACCUCGGUGGUUGCUCAAAUCUUGAGAGGCUUCCUGAGAUCCAAAAAGUUAUGGGAAAUCUACAGGAUCUUUCUCUACACGAAACUGCUAUUAAAGGAUUACCCUGCUCAAUAGGUCAUCUCACUGGACUUGAUCACUUAAAUUUGGAAAAUUGUAGAAACUUGAGAAGUCUUCCAGACAUAUGUGGGUUGAAAUCCCUUAAAGACCUUGUUAUCGAUGGUUGUUCAAAUCUAGAGGCUUUUUCAGAGAUCACGGAGGAUAUGGAACAAUUAAAACGCCUUUUCUUACGUGAAACGGGCAUAACAGAGCUGCCAUCAUCAAUUGAACACCUGAGAGGUCUUCGUUCCUUGGAAUUGAUCAAUUGUAAGAACCUUGCGGCUCUUCCCAAUAGCAUUGGUAGUUUGACACGUCUUACAUAUCUUCGUGUUCGUAACUGUACAGAGCUCCAUAACUUGCCUGACAACUUGAGAAGCCUACGGUGUUGCCUAGACGAACUAGAUCUAGGUGGUUGCAAUCUGAUGGAGGGAGAAAUCCCCAGUGAUUUAUGGUGCUUAUCCUCACUGAUAUCUUUAGAUCUAAGUGAAAACCAUAUUCGUCGCAUACCCGCUGGCAUCACUCAACUUUUUAAGCUCAAAACCCUUUCCAUGAAUCACUGCCUGAUGCUUGAAGAAAUUGUAGAGCUUCCAUCAAGUUUAACAGAGAUGGAGGCACAUGGUUGUCCAUGCCUAGAAACUGAAACUUUCUCAAGUCCACUUUGGUCUUCUCUGCUCAAAUACUUCAAAUCAGCAAUUCAGUCUAGGGAGAGGACAUUUGUCAUUCCAGGAAGUAGUGGAAUACCAGAGUGGGUAAGCCAUCAGAGAAUGGGGUGUGAAGUAAGAAUAAAGCUCCCAAUGAAUUGGUAUGAAGAUAACAACUUCUUGGGAUUUGUUCUAUUCUUCCAUCAUGUUCCCCUUGAUGAUGGUGAUAAAUGUGAGACAACAAGAGGUGGUAUUGGACAUUGUGAAUUGACGAUAGCCCAUGGUGAUCAAUCUGAACGACUGAAGAAGAUAUCGUUUUAUUCUGAAUGUAAAACCUGCUGGAUUGAAUUGGACCCCUACUACAGUGGUAGCACAUCAGAUCCAGCAAUUUGGGUGACGUAUUUCCCUCAGAUUAAAAUUCCCCGUGAGUAUCGAUCCAGUUGGUGGAACAACUUUAAGGCUCACUUCCACACUGAAAUCGGUUAUGGCUCUUUUACGUGUGGCGAUAACGCAUGCUUUAAAGUGAAAAGCUGUGGGAUACAUCUCUUGUACGCCCAAGAUCAGAUCCAUUGCCCUCAGCCGUCAAGAGGAAGCCUUGGUGACAGAGAAGAUCACCCAGCCAAGACAUUAAAGAUUCUCUAGUUUCCAAAAGAUCAAAGCUUUAUUUAAACCCUAGCAAGAGAAAUUAAAUCAGAAAAAAUGAAGACAUCUCUAGUUUCCAACUCUACUCAGUACGAUAUGUCUUCUCGAUCUUUGGUUUUAUUGAAGGUUAAAAUAUUUACCAAAAUUAGUGGAAAAAAAUGUCUAGACAAUUUUUAAUAUGAUUACAUGCUUGAAAGAAUAUGAAGUUUGAUAUGGGAUUAGAUUUGGUCAAGUCAUUCAAAUAGGUUCUUUUUUUUGCUUUUAUUUUAAUUUAUUUGUUUUUAAUUAUCCCAAAAUUUUACGAAAUUUGGAGAUCCUGUAUUCUUAGGUCUAAGUUUAAAACUCCUUUAUUUUUUCUAAUAAAUAUCUUAGGACUCUAUCAAGGCUUUAUCUUCGGAAUGAAUUAUUGAAUUCAAAAAGGAAUAUCAUAUUACAAUAGCUAUUUUGGUAGGCCAAAGUUUUUGUUUGAAUUAACUUAAAUUUUUAUUUAGAGCUUGAUUUGUGAAUUGGUAGGCCAAACCAUAUGUUUUUCAAAUUGCACAAUUAUCUUAUAAGCAUGGGUUAAUAUUUAUUUUGCUCUUACUUUGCUUUAUUUUUAAAGAUGACAUUAUGAUAUACUCGUGGAACCAUGACUAAUCGUUGGUCAUGCUAAUGGAAACACGACUAACUACUGGUCCUGGAAUUGGAAGUGGUGGCUGAGAUGCAGUAUUGAACCAGAAUGAGAAUGCCAUAAAAAAGACUUUUUGUUUGGAUUGUGGAUUUUAAUUUGUAUGUUUUUAAGCAUGGAUAAUUUGAAUUGUGGAUUUUAAUUUGUAUGUUUUUAGGUAUGAAUAAUUUUAUUUAUUUGAAGUUAUUCACAAUUACUUUUAAGAA